Molecule: messenger RNA, 2019 nt
Organism: Plectropomus leopardus (leopard coralgrouper)
Lineage: Eukaryota; Metazoa; Chordata; Actinopteri; Perciformes; Serranidae
Source: RefSeq, a predicted model, not a curated record
CACACACACACGCACACACGCAGGGCUUCCUGCUGCUCUCGGUGAAGGAGCGACUCUGCAGUUGGACACACGGACAGCUUGUGGUGGACACACGCUUCACGUAUGUGGUGUUUUCCUUCAGCGCGUGUAUUUAUGUGUUGGGGCUGGACUGCGUGAGGAGAGGGCUUUACUGUGAGGACUGCAGCAGCCACUCUGAGGGAAAUAUUAUCUCUACACGACUACGCAGAAGAAGACGAUUUGCUGAGGGUCACCUGACGGAUCCAAACCUCCUGAUGUUUGAUCAAGCUGACAAUCAAGAGAUGUCGCCCUGAUCGCUGUUUUGUCGGAAACAGCUUUUCAUUAGGCAAGAUGUCAACCACAACAGAGAAUGGGAUGGGAGGGCCUUGGAGUACAGGCCGAGAGAAAACGUACAAAAAGACAACGUCAUCAGCCUUGAAGGGGGCCAUUCAGCUCGGUAUUGGCUAUACAGUGGGAAACCUCACAUCCAAGCCUGACAGAGACGUGCUUAUGCAAGACUUCUACGUGGUGGAGAGUGUCUUUCUGCCGAGUGAGGGAAGCAACUUGACCCCAGCGCAUCACUAUCCUGACUUCCGCUUCAAAACCUAUGCCCCGCUGGCCUUCCGCUACUUCAGGGAUCUGUUCGGCAUCAAACCAGAUGACUACCUGUACUCCCUCGUAAAUGAGCCUCUGAUUGAGCUGACCAACCCGGGGGCCAGCGGCUCGCUCUUUUACCUGACCAGCGAUGACGAGUUCAUCAUUAAAACCGUCCAGCACAAAGAGGCCAAGUUUCUCCAGAGAUUAUUACCUGGAUACUACAUGAACCUGAACCAGAAUCCACGCACGCUUCUGCCCAAGUUCUACGGUCUGUACUGCAUCCAGUCUGGAGGCAUCAAUAUCCGAUUGGUGGUGAUGAACAACGUGCUCCCGCGCUCUGUCAAAAUGCACUACAAAUACGACCUGAAGGGAUCCACCUACAAGAGACGAGCGUCCAGGAAAGAGAGAGAGAAGGCCUGUCCGACCUACAAAGACCUGGACUUCCAGGACAUGCACGAAGAAGGGCUUUACUUUGACGCAGAGACGUACAACAACCUGAUGAAGACCCUGCAGAGAGACUGUCGGGUGCUGGAGAGUUUUAAGAUCAUGGACUACAGCCUGCUGCUGGGUGUGCACGUCCCCGACCAGAGCCAGAGAGAAGGGGGUGAGCCAGGCCAGGCAGGCGGGGACGGGAGGAGACCUGUGGGUCAGAGGGUGCUUUACUCCACCGCCAUGGAGUCCAUCCAGGGAGACGGCAAGGCAGCUGAAGCUCUCACCACAGACGACACGAUGGGGGGCAUCCCGGCCAAAACGCACAAAGAAGAAAAGCUGCUCAUCUUCCUGGGUAUAAUAGAUAUUUUACAGUCGUACAGGUUCAUUAAAAAGCUGGAACACUCGUGGAAAGCCCUGGUGUACGAUGGCGACUCCGUCUCGGUGCACCGGCCUGGGUUUUAUGCCAGCCGCUUCCUCAAGUUCAUGAGUACACGGGUCUUCAGGAAGACUCAGCCACUUCGAUUCUCCCCUUCAAAGAGGACUCGUACGUCCAUCCCGGCUCUGAAGUCGUCCUCACAGGAGAUCCUUUCAUCGCAGGCAGAUGAGAGGAACGAGGAGGACGGGAGGGACAGGCUCGGAGGAGCUUACAGCCUGGCCAGUUUGGACGGACAAGCUGUGUUGGGCUCGUACCUGCGUCCUGACCUGGUCCCUGCCAACCCGUCCUUCUACGAGGGCUCAUCCAUGGGAACCAUCUCAACCUCCUCAAUCUUUGUCAACGUGGACAACCAAACAGAGGAGAGGUACAGUAUCUAUUUGUUUUUCUUCUCCUGGCUGCUUUCAUAAUGUCAUGACACUGUGUGUUAACUCAGGGGCGGAGCAUGUCGUUUUUCACCUUUAAACUAUGAUGCAAGGUCACUGUACACAGUACCUCCUUGAGGAUAAGAAGGAAGGCAUGUAAAUCUGACACACACACCCACACACAUACAUACCAUG